GGCCGGCCCUUCGGCUCGGGAGGCGAACACGACAGAGACCAACGAAAACCCCAGUAAAGAGAAAGAGGGGCGAGAGGAUACGGAGAGAGAGAGAGAGAUGGGGGCGAAGCUUCGGUACGCGAUGGUGUGCUCCUCGAACCAGAACCGGAGCAUGGAGGCGCACGCGCUGCUGAAGCGGCACGGGUUCGACGUGUCGUCCUACGGGACGGGGGCGCACGUCAAGCUCCCCGGCCCGUCGCUGCGGGAGCCCAACGUAUACGACUUCGGCACCCCCUACAAGUCCAUGCACGACGAACUCCGCCGCAAAGAUCCCGACUUGUAUAAGCGCAAUGGGAUAUUGCCGAUGCUCAAGAGGAACCUCGGCGUCAAGAACGCGCCGCAGCGGUGGCAGGACAAUGCCGCAGAUGGCUGUUUCGACGUCGUCGUCACUUUCGAGGAGAAGGUCUUUAAUAUUGUCAUUGAAGACCUUAGUAAUCGGAAACAAGUGUUGAUAAGAAGUGUACUGAUCAUCAACUUGGAGGUUAAAGAUAAUCACGAAGAAGCUGCCACCGGUGGCAAGCUCACUUUGGAAUUAUGUCAAGAGAUCGAAUCAGCAGACUGCUGGGAGGAUGCAAUUGAUGAUAUUGUUGCUGCAUUUGAGAGACAACAUAAGCGAAAACUUCUCUACACGAUCUCUUUCUAUUAGAUUUAAAGCGGACAUCUCAUUCUAUUAUAUUAGAUCCAAAGUGAAUGUAUUUUACUUGGUGUUCUUAGUCAUCCUAUGAGAAAAGUGAAACCCUACGUCGUGUCUAAGUAGUGUUGGUUUUCUGAUGGUAAAGAUUCAGAACAUAACCCCUUGCUCUGGUAGAGUUCAGGUGGGCAGAGGAAUCUGGUUGGUUUGAUGAGGUGAGUUCGAAUUUGUACUUUGUUUCUCAAACAAAAAUAAUAUAUUGUUCUUCUGGGGUUGACCCCAAGUAUUCAUGACAUGUUAAAUGUUUGAUCCA
Molecule: messenger RNA, 983 nt
Organism: Musa acuminata subsp. malaccensis (wild Malaysian banana)
Lineage: Eukaryota; Viridiplantae; Streptophyta; Magnoliopsida; Zingiberales; Musaceae
Biological process (GO): termination of RNA polymerase II transcription
Cellular component (GO): mRNA cleavage and polyadenylation specificity factor complex; nucleus
Molecular function (GO): RNA polymerase II CTD heptapeptide repeat phosphatase activity
Source: RefSeq, a predicted model, not a curated record